Molecule: messenger RNA, 818 nt
Organism: Brachypodium distachyon (stiff brome)
Lineage: Eukaryota; Viridiplantae; Streptophyta; Magnoliopsida; Poales; Poaceae
Product: antifungal protein ginkbilobin-2
Exons: 1
Coding region: 197-637 (146 amino acids)
Cellular component (GO): plasmodesma
Source: RefSeq, a predicted model, not a curated record
GUCACGUCACAUGCAUUGCUAAUACCAUCCCCACAAAUUAUGCAAGCAAACAGACGAGCGUGCAGUCUCCCCUGAAAGCGACCAUUGCCUGGCCCGCCCGGCCGGCCGGCCGGCCUCCGUCCUAUCCCAAGCUCAUAUACUCCAGGGCAUCAGCCCCGGGCCCCGGCCAAGAGCUGAACUGCUGAAGCAAGCAGCCAUGGCGGCGUCUUCUCGCACAGCAGAGCUGAUCCAUCUCCUCCUCCUUCCAGUAGCACUGCUCCUCCUCUUCUGCGGGCCUCACGGCGCCGGCGCAGCGCCGAGCACGACGCCGCUGUCGGUGCUGUGCAACGGCGACGUCUACGGCGCCGGGGACCCCUUCGCUGCGAGCCUGGCGUACGUGCUCUCCGACCUGCUGGCCCGCGCGCCUUCUUCGUCGCCGUCGCCCCGGGACGCGUACAGCAUCUCCCCGUGGCCCAACGCCUUCGCCUACGGCCACGCCGCCUGCGGCGCCAGGGUCCCGACCCACGCCGCCUGCGCCGCCUGCCUCGGCUCCGCCAUAGCCCAGAUCAACUCCUCCUGCGGCGCCGCCGCCGUCGGCGCCCGCGCCGUCCUCGUCGACUGCCGCGUCCGCUACGAGCAGUACGCCUUCGUCGAUUAGCCGGCCGGCGAUGGCGUACUACGUGCUUGAUUAAUUGGCGCCUGUAGUAGUUGUAGUGUUGUACUACUGUAUGGCUGCACUGUGAAUCUCAGAAUCUGUGAUCUUCCUUCCCAGCUUUCUUCAAUUAUGAAUCGCAGUAUUACAAUCGUCUACACUACACUGUGAAUCUGUGAAGUAAUAA